GUCGCGCGGGGCUGUGCGGCGCCGUGCCCGGACGGAGGAGGUCACCGAGCGGCGGCGGCGGCGGGGCCGCGGCUCCGGCUCCGGCUCCGGCUCCAGCAUGUGGCGGGUGUUGGCGCGACGCGUAGCCCGGGGCGCGGCGGGAGCUCCUGGUCUGGUGCGGAGCUGCCGAACGUUCAGCGCCGCUGGGGCCAGCCGCGGCGCGGCGGUGGGAGCCGGGGCUGUGCCGCUGGGCCGCGGGCCAGCGUGGGGCGGCCCCGUGCACCGGCCUGGCGGGCUCCUGCUGCCUCCUGCCUGGCCCCGGCUCGUCCCGUGCCGCUGCUGCAGUCUUCCGGCACACCAGAAGGUGGCCUUGCCAGCUCUGUCCCCCACGAUGCAGAUGGGCACCAUUGCACGCUGGGAAAAGAAGGAGGGUGACAAGAUCGGUGAAGGGGAGCUCAUAGCAGAGGUGGAGACAGACAAAGCAACAGUUGGCUUUGAGAGCCUGGAGGAAUGCUACUUGGCCAAGAUCCUGGUGCCAGAAGGAACAAGAGAUGUUCCUAUCGGGGCCAUAAUAUGUAUCACAGUAGAAAAGCCUGAAUAUGUUGAUGCCUUUAAAAAUUAUACUCUGGAUUCUGCAGCGUCUGCCCCCCCUGCAGCCUCGGUGCCUCCCCCUCAAGCUGCAGCUCCCUCACCACCAACUCAGCCUUCUCCUCAGGCUCCUGGAAGCUCUUAUCCUCCUCAUAUGCAGGUCACUCUCCCUGCCCUGUCACCUACCAUGACAAUGGGCACAGUGCAGAGAUGGGAGAAGAAGGUCGGGGAGAAACUGAAUGAGGGAGACUUACUGGCAGAAAUUGAGACAGAUAAAGCCACAAUAGGCUUUGAAGUGCAGGAGGAAGGCUACUUGGCAAAAAUCUUGGUGCCUGAAGGAACAAGAGAUGUGCCAUUAGGAACAGCUCUCUGCAUCAUUGUGGAGAAAGAGUCCGAUAUUCCAGCCUUUGCUGACUACCAAGACACUGCAGUAACUGACAUGAAGGCACAAGCUCCUCCUCCUCCUCCUCCACUAGUGGUGGCAACUCCUGCUGCUACUCCUCCUCCCCAGCCUGCUGUUCCUUCCACUCCAGCAGUCCCCACAGCUGGGCCACCUCCCCGGAAAGGAAGGAUCCUGGUUAGUCCCCUGGCAAAGAAAAUGGCAGCAGAAAAAGGAAUUGACCUUGCCCAAGUGAAAGGUACUGGACCAGAUGGUAGAAUCACAAAGAAAGACGUGGAGUCAUUUGUGCCACCAAAGGUUGCUCCAGCUCCAGCACUAGAGGCAGUUCCUGCCGCUGCUGCGGUUGCAGCAGCACCAGUGGGGACCUUCACAGAUAUCCCUAUCAGCAACAUUCGCAGGGUCAUUGCUCAGCGGUUGAUGCAGUCUAAACAAACAAUACCUCACUACUACCUUUCUGUUGAUAUAAACAUGGGAGAAGUACUGGUGCUAAGGAAAGAACUCAAUCAGGAGGUCUCGGAUAACAUUAAGCUUUCUGUCAAUGACUUCAUAAUUAAAGCUUCUGCUCUGGCAUGCUUGAAGGUGCCUGAGGCAAAUUCUUCAUGGAUGGACACAGUUAUUAGGCAAAAUCACGUAGUGGAUGUUAGCGUUGCAGUUAGUACUCCUGCGGGGCUUAUAACCCCUAUUGUGUUUAAUGCACAUAUAAAGGGCCUGGCUUCCAUUAGUAAGGAUGUGGUUUCUUUGGCAACUAAAGCCCGAGAAGGUAAACUUCAGCCUCAUGAAUUCCAGGGUGGUACUUUCACAAUUUCCAAUUUAGGAAUGUAUGGGAUUAAGAAUUUCUCUGCCAUAAUCAAUCCACCUCAGGCCUGCAUCCUUGCAGUUGGUGCCUCAGAGAAAAGGCUAGUGCCAGCUGAUAAUGAGAAAGGAUUUGAUGUGGCCAGUGUGAUGUCCGUUACACUUAGCUGUGACCAUCGUGUUGUAGACGGAGCAGUUGGAGCACAGUGGCUUGCUGAAUUCAAGAAUUUCCUUGAAAAGCCAGUAACCAUGCUGCUAUAAUUUAACCAUGCAAGCAAAAUUUUCCUGGGUCACACUGUUUUGUUUUAAACAACCUAUUUAGACUUUAGUGUUCAGACUUAUUAAAAGAGUUCCUUUUUUAUUUUAAAUAUGUAUUAUAUUAUCUGGUAAUGUUAUUACCAGUCUGUACAGAAAAAGUUUGCAAAAGUGCUUUUCAGAGCAAUAUUACAGCUAUACUGUAUUUUUAUACAGUUAGUUAACUUGCAAACUCUUCCAAAACAGAGUUAAGCAUCCCAGAUUUAAAAAUUAUCUAGGCAGUAUGCAUACUGCCAAUUUCAUGACCUCCGUGUUCUCAGAAAUUUGAAUUAUAAACAUCUCUUCACAGGAGUUCAGCUGAAACGUACAAGUUAGUAGAAGGUAAAUUCCCUUAUUAUCCUGUUCUCCUGCUGGGGUGGGUGAGUAUGACAUGCACUAAGGGACUGAAGCGCCUGGGAGUAGUUUCUCAAAGGCCAAGUGCUAGCAUUCCAAAUCUCUCUUGGAAUUUGGCACUGGUCUGGACCUUCUCAGCUGUGUGAUCCCUUUUGAGCACUUUAAAGUAAGGUGAAAGAGCACUGAUAUCUGUGGAGUCACAGCUCUCAGAUACCACAGGGAAUGUGCUGUCUCCUCGUGGACUUUCACUUACAUGUGCUUUUUGUAUGAAAAUGUUUGCUAUUCCUCUUGCUAAGUUAAUAUCAGACUACGAUGCCAUGGAAGUAACUGUUUUGCAGAAUGUUCGAGAGAAGCUGUGUGUUGGAACCCAAUAUAGGCAAAUCACACUCACUAAUAAUCCCAUCAGUGGAUAUUAAUCAUGUGAUGACUCGAAUGUUUGAAAAUUUUUUUUUCAGGUGUUCUUACAUAGGAGGGUCUGAGUUAGUCACUGGUACUGUGGUUUUUCCCUGAAUUGUCUACAUUGUCCCAGCCUCAGUAAGCUGCAGAAUGUGCUAUCCAUGUAUAUAUUGUAUGUAAAAUGCUUCAAUAGUUUGUUGGACUUGUGUCCAGUUACCCCAGUCAUUGUAUCCUGAAAGGGGUGCAGUGCUGACCAUUCUUGAAUUCCACUUUCCACAUGGAAACGUUAAUGUAAAAAGGACGACUGUUUAGUAAUUACAAAGUGACCAGGAGAAUUAAACAGGGGGGAGAAGUUUUAAAAAAAGAAAGAAAAAGCUGAUCUGUUAUUCUGUAUAUUGCAUUAAGUACUGUCUCCUGUAAAGUUAUACAAAAUUCACUAAAGAUAUUGAAAGAAAAUACUGUGGAAAUUAAAUAUUUUUGUGGGAACUAUUUAAUGUCUGGUUGCUGUGAUACCUGGUUUUCAUGCCUGGCUUAAGCAAAAAGUGCAUUAAGGUUUUGGUUUCUCUCUAAUGAUCUAAAAUAUCUUGGUUCCAGACUUGCUCUAGUGAACCUACGUUCUAUUAAACAUUUGGAAUUGACAACUACUAAAA
Aquila chrysaetos chrysaetos is the source of this 3453-nucleotide messenger RNA. RefSeq names its product dihydrolipoamide S-acetyltransferase (gene DLAT). Gene Ontology annotation, molecular function: dihydrolipoyllysine-residue acetyltransferase activity. The transcript is spliced from 14 exons. The record is from RefSeq and is a predicted model, not a curated record. NCBI's taxonomy places the organism in Eukaryota, Metazoa, Chordata, Aves, Accipitriformes, Accipitridae. Bases 98 to 2020 code for a protein of 640 amino acids. Gene Ontology annotation, cellular component: pyruvate dehydrogenase complex. Gene Ontology annotation, biological process: pyruvate decarboxylation to acetyl-CoA.